AUGUGCCAGCUGUUCAUUGCCAAGCCAGUAAUUAUGCAACACGUCUGUUUAAUCUUCAGGGUGCUGUGGAGCAGCUUCCAUCUGCAAGUCAUUCGCUACUUAUGCUGCUUCCACAUCAAUGAUGGCUAUGCAACUAUUAGUAUUGAAAUGAAUACACUCAGAUACUGCUGCUUUGCCAUUCCGACUCUCAGUCUUUCACUUCCAUUUGUUUUCUACACCGUUAAUGCGCAUGCACAAAAAUAUCUUAUGAGGCCGAACUUCUCAGUGAGUUCAAUUUUAAUAGAAGCCUGUAAAGCACUUUAUGAAGACAAGGUGUCCUUUCUGAAGGAAAAUGCUUUAAAAAUCAGAGAAUCUAAUUGCACAGAGUACAUAACACAGAACCACUACAUCACCUGUGCCCUCUCGGCUGAGGAGGCUGUGUUCCUUGUUGCCUACAUCAUGACACUGCACAAAGAGUUCAAGACCUUCAAGCAGCUCUUCAGGGAGCUGCACAUGCCCCAAAAUGUCUGCUGUGUCCACAUGGGUGCCAAGUCACCAUUUCUCUUCUGGUGGGUGCUGCAGCACCUGAUGGGCUGCUUCACCAAUACCUUUCUCUCCUCCCAGGCAGAAAGGAAGGUCUGUGUCAGCACCUCCCAGCUGCGGGCUGACCUUCACUGCACGAGAGACCUUCUGGCCCUGUCUGUGCCCUGCGGUGAUGUGUGCAAGCUACCCCUGCCAUACAACCUGACCAUCUACCUUGGAUCUGUGUGCAUGGCUGUCACCUGACCUUUUGGGGAAUUUGUGCUCUAGGACCAGCACACCCUUGAUCUGCUGCUGCUCUCCAGAGACAGCUACAGCCCUGACAAGCUCUGGGUGAUGCUCAACAGGAUCCCAGAUAGGAAAUCAAGUACGGGUUGA
Manacus vitellinus (golden-collared manakin) is the source of this 897-nucleotide messenger RNA. It is a transcript of the gene GCNT2, whose product is annotated as glucosaminyl (N-acetyl) transferase 2 (I blood group). Gene Ontology annotation, molecular function: acetylglucosaminyltransferase activity. Gene Ontology annotation, cellular component: membrane. NCBI's taxonomy places the organism in Eukaryota, Metazoa, Chordata, Aves, Passeriformes, Pipridae. The record is from RefSeq and is a predicted model, not a curated record. Gene Ontology annotation, biological process: transforming growth factor beta receptor signaling pathway.